CAACACACCAUGUGCUAUUGUUUUUGACACUCUCCCCAUAAAUACUUUCCUUUCCCUAAUUCCAAUUCCACACACAAAACUCAAAAACAUUCAAAUAUUCAAACCACACCUCAAAGUCACCAAUAUUCCUUUCUAAAAUUCCCAAAUCUCCUCAUAAACAAAAUAAAAAAAUGGCUCUAAAGAAAUCAAGCAAACACAUAACUCAAAGUAUAGCCCUAAAACAAAUCUUGAAAAGAUGUUCAAGUUUUGGAAAAAAUGAGAAUGGACUUCCUUAUGAUGUACCAAAAGGCCACUUUGUAGUAUAUGUUGGUGAAAAUAGAAGUAGAUACAUAAUUCCAAUUUCUUGGUUGACACAUCCUGAAUUUCAAACUUUGCUUCAAAGGGCUGAAGAAGAAUUUGGAUUCAAUCAUGAUAUGGGACUUACAAUCCCUUGUGAUGAAGAAGAUUUUUGUUCUCUAAUGUCAAUGUAAAACCGCGUACAAAAAGGCAUAAACGUGGUCCCAUCCAUUCUUUGAAAUACGCACAACUAGAACUUACUGCAUCAGACUGCCCUUUAAAUCAGCGAGACAUUUUACUAUGGAGCAGCUAGAUUAGGCCAUUUUUAAGUGAAAAUAGUUGAAUUGAAUUGUUUUUUUUUUUAAACUUGUCAUAAAGAAAUCCCUUCUAAUUAACUUUUUGUGGGAUUGAGUUUGUACAAUCUCAUGUGUUACUAAAUAUUUUGACAAGUGGUGUUAUAUUUGCACCCAUUUAUAAAUCUUGAUGUUACUAUUCA
Molecule: messenger RNA, 772 nt
Organism: Solanum lycopersicum (tomato)
Lineage: Eukaryota; Viridiplantae; Streptophyta; Magnoliopsida; Solanales; Solanaceae
Product: auxin-responsive protein SAUR50
Biological process (GO): response to auxin
Source: RefSeq, a predicted model, not a curated record